CCUCCUCCUCCUCCUCCUCCUCCUCUUCUUCUGCUGCUGCUCCUUCUCGCUUGCAGCUGCCACAUGUUGCACGGACAAGAGGUUGCUCCCUACCUGCGAGGAGGUGGAGCGAGGCAGCAGGUGGUGCUGGAGGGAAACCGGCUGGUGCUGACCUGCCUGGCUGGAGGCAGCUGGCCCCUGCAGUACCGCUGGACUCUCAACAACAGCAACGUCACCGACUGGACGCCGCAGUACAGGUUGUCUGUCCGGUCUCUGAAGAGGACUGAUGCUGGCCUGUAUCAGUGUAUGGUGAGGAACAGGAUGGGAGCGCUCAUACACAGGAGAACAGAGGUGCAGGUGGCCUUUUUGGGGAACUUCUCCGCCGAGGAGCAGAGGAAGACCGUGACUCAGGGCCGAGCAGCCGUCAUCAGCCUGCCCCCCCUCGCCUCUUUCCCCCGACCCCUGACCACAUGGUACAAAGACGGACACAAGAUAAUCCCCAACAACCAAAUUGCAAUCACUUUGGACAAUCAGCUGGUCGUCUUGGCAACCACGGCAGCGGACGCCGGGCGUUACCACGUUGAGGCGGUGAACGAGUUGACGGGAGAGAAUGUGACGAGUCCCGCCGUCUACCUGAGCGUCUCAGUUGGCAAGAAGAACCGCGGGUCAACAGAUCCUGAGUCAGAACUUGUGGCGCCGGCGAUUGUGAUCGGACCCAAAGACACAACGGUGGUGGCAGGCAGCGAGGCGACGCUGGAGUGUAUCGCUAAUGCCAGACCGAUUGACGGCCUCGUGGUGUCAUGGAAACGCGAUGGGCGUCGUCUGGCCAGUGGGCGUCGGCUCAUUAUUCCUGCCCCGAACUCCUCCGACACAGGGUUAUAUGUUUGUGAGGCGUUGCUUGGCAACAGCACUGCCAAACCUGUGGAGGCAAGGGCACACCUCACUGUAAUGGAGCUGCCUUCUCUAACGGCUCUACCUAAGAGGAAGAUCCUCGCUGACCUCGACAGGAAUGUAGAUAUCCCCUGCCUGGCUACAGGUGUGCCCCAGCCCAGGAUAGAGUGGUACAAGGACACGGUGCCUCUUUCCAAACUGGCCAACCCCAGAUACAAGGUCAACGCGGUGAGCGGGCUGACGGUGCGCCGGGUGCAGCCAGGAGACGGCGGAAUAUUCCAGUGCUUCGCCCGCAACGCUGCCGGGGAAACUCAGGCACACGCACAAAUCCUCGUAUCCAGUGCGCACCCCGUUUUUGCACUCCCUCCGUCCGACCAAACGGUAACUGACGGGACCACAGCCUUGUUUAUCUGCCAGACCAACGGCGCUCCAAAACCUGCCAUCACCUGGAGGAAAGGAUCACAGGUCUUGGCCAGCGGCUCCGUCCAGGUUCCCGGGUUCACGCUGUUGCUCUCAGGUGGUUUGCAGAUUCAGCCAGUCAGCUUCCAGGAUUCAGGAGAAUACACAUGCAUCGCCUCCAACUCAGAGGGGACCAUCAACGCCAGCUCCACGCUCACCGUCUGGACCCGUACAGUCAUUUCUGUGCCUCCUACAGACCAGCGUGUCAUCAAAGGAACCACUGCUAUUCUGGACUGUAAUGCUACACAUGACCCCAGAGUCAACAUCAGCUUCAGGUGGGAUCGAGGUGGCAUGCCGGUCCGUCACACCAACGGGGGCCGUGUCUCCAUGCGCCAGGGCUCUCUCACUAUCGGCCAGACGUGGUCAGGUGACAUCGGGGAUUACACCUGUACCGUGACAUCACAGGCUGGUAACGAUACUCGCUCUGCACGCCUCGAAGUCAUUGAGCUGCCACACUCUCCUCGCUCCCUGGCGGCCCGUCUCAAUGACUCUGACUCCCGCUCCGUCCUCCUCUCCUGGCUACGGCCCUUUGAUGGGAACUCCCCACUCCUGUACUACCUGCUGGAGCUCUCUGAGAACAACUCACCGUGGAAGGUCUACCUAUCAGAGGUCGAUCCAGUGGUGUCCGAGGUAUCUGUGGGCGGGCUCACACCGGCCAGGACCUAUCAGUUCAGGCUUUGUGCCGUCAACCAAGUGGGCCGGGGUCAGUACAGCGCGGAGACACAGAGAUUGAUGCUGAGGGAGGAGGCACCCAGCGCUCCUCCGAAGAAUAUCGUGGCCAGUGGGCGGACAAACCAGUCCAUCAUGGUCCAGUGGCAGCCUCCGCCAGAACCCCAGCUCAACGGGGUCCUCCGAGGAUACGUUCUCAGGUAUCGUCUGGCAGGGCUGCCAGGGGACUACCAGGAGAAGAACAUCAGCAGCCCAGAGACCAACUACUGUCUGCUGAAAGAUCUGAUCAUCUGGACACAAUACCAGAUCCAGGUGGCUGCCUUCACUGGAGCGGGUCUGGGCGUCUACAGCAGCCCUGUCACCGAGUACACUCUGCAGGGAGUUCCCACAGCACCUCCGCAGGAAGUGGAAGUUUUAGCUAUCAACUCGACUACCAUCCGCUUCACAUGGAACCCUCCGCCUCAGCAGUUUAUUAAUGGCAUCAACCAGGGAUACAAGCUGAUGGUCUGGCCAGAGCAGUCUCCGGCGGCGGUCAUCGUGGUGACCAUCACCCCGGACUACCCCGGUUCACGGCACACAGGAUUAGUCAGCGGACUCAGGAAAUUCACCUGGUACUUUGGCUCCACCCUCUGCUUCACGACACCUGGAGACGGCCCUCGCAGCCUGCCCGCUCUGCUGCAGACACACGAGGACACACCUGGACCCGUUCGCCACCUGAGCUUCACUGAAAUCUUGGACACCUCACUCAGAGUCAGCUGGGUAGAGCCUGAAGACAAGAACGGCAUCAUCAUCGGCUACGUGUUGUGGUGGGAAGUUUCUGGCGCCGAGUCGAGUCGUGUGGAGCGUUCACUUUCCAACUCCACCCUGCAGUACCAGCUGACCGGUCUCACCUCCACCACUGCGUACACGCUACAGGUGGCAGCGCUCACCGCCGCAGGACGGGGCGUGGUCACACCCUCCACCAUCUCCACUGGAGUCCCACCAGAACUUCCUGGUGCACCAUCUAAUUUGGUCAUCUCCAACAUCAGCCCUCGGACCGCGACACUUCGGUUCCGUCCUGGUUCUGACGGCAAGACGGCCAUAUCACGAUGGAUCGUAGAAGGCCAGGUAGUGAAGGAGGAUGGAAAGGAAGAGGCGUGGAGAGUCGUCUACGAGAAAGAAAACCAGCCAGAUGCAAACACGCUGGAGAUCCCCGACCUCACGCCGUUCACCCAGUACAGGUUCAGGAUGCGGCAGGUGAACAUUGUCGGCUCCAGUGCCAUGAGCGCCCCCUCCAGGCUGAUUCAAACCCUGCAGGCGGCCCCUGACACACCCCCCUCUAACCUCACCCUGCUGUCUGCCACACAGACCAGCCUGCGCUUCAACUGGAAGCCUCUUCCAGAGUCCGAGUACAACAGCAGUCCAGAGUCUGUGGGGUACCGGCUGAGACUGUGGAGGACAGACGGCCAGGGGGAGGACAGGACGGAGGAUGUGGAGAGAGCAGGGGGGACCAGCGAGACCACGGUAGAGGGCCUGAAUCCCUGGACCAAGUACCAGGUUCAGAUACAGGCCUACAACUCCAUAGGACCUGGACCGUGGAGCGACACUGUCGCCGCACUCACUGCAGAAUCUGUUCCAUCUGGGUCUCCGAUGAAUGUGACCGCUGAGGCAGUGAGCUCCACCAGGAUCCUGCUCAAAUGGUCUGCUCUCCCUCAGGCACAGAAGAAUGGAGUCGUACUCGGAUACAAGGUGUUGUACAGCGAGAAGGACUCAGACGGGCCCCCCAGGGUUCAGGUGGCAGAAGGAGAGGGGAGUGUAACUCUGCUGCUCGGCGCUCUCCAACAAUACUCUGUGUACGUGCUGCAGGUGCUGGCUUACACACGGAUGGGUGACGGACCACAGAGCAACCCCAUACUGCUUCGAACCAAAGAAGAUGUCCCAGGCCCCCCUGUCAGGAUGGUGUUUCCAGAAGUUCGUUUGUCAUCAGUUAGGGUGGUAUGGCAGCCACCCACGAAACCCAACGGCAUCAUAUUAGGCUACCAGAUCUCUUACUGCUUGGACAGUAGGGACCCUCAGCGAUGGACCACGGUGGAGGUGGGCUCCAACGCUCGACAGUUCACCGUCACGGGACUUGCCCCUGAGCAGGCCUAUGUUUUCCGGCUUACGGCUCGCACCGCCGUGGGCUGGGGCGAAGAGCAGGAAGCCGUGGUUGUUACCACUGAACGCAGAGAGCGUCCCCAGCCACCCAGGAAGUUGGCCGCUCCUCAGGACGGAGUUGAAUCUCGCCAUCUCCGCCUCCACUGGGUGACGGGUGGCUCAGGCUCCUCGCCGCUGAGGUACUUCACUCUGCAGGCCAAGGAGCUGCCCAACGGGGACUGGAACACACACACCGCCGACAUCCCGCACAACGUGACCACCUGGACCGUUGACAGGCUGAAGCCCUUUACAUCAUACAAGUUUCGGAUGCUGGCCACCAACGAUGUAGGAGACAGUGUCCUCAGCAAAGAGACGGAGGCUGUAACAACUCUACAGGAUGUACCUGACGAACCCCCAGUGAUCCUCGCAGUGAAACCAACAACCACUACCUCUGUCCUGGUGCAGUGGAAGCGUCCCAAUGACACCAGUAUUAACGGCGUGUUGACUGGAUACCGGCUGUAUUAUAGAGAGCUCCCGGUAAACACCUCCAGUUUAGCUGAAGCAGAAGUCCAGGCAACCAAGAACAACACCACGAGUGCCCUAAUUACAACCAAGAGCACAUUCAAGACAGUGAGCAGCGCCUCGCUAACAGAGUUCGAGUUGACACAACUGAAGAAGUUCAAACGCUACCAGAUUGUUAUGACAAGCUACAAUAUCAUCGGAGAGAGCCCACCCUCCUCCCCAGUCGAGGUGUCUGUUGGAGAAGCAGCUCCCUCAGUGGCCCCUCAGUCCAUCAAAGUGUCAUCUGUGUCUCCCUCCAUCCUGGAAGUGACCUGGGACACGCCCCCCCUCGAGACCCAGAAUGGACUCAUCCAAGGAUACAAGAUCCACUACUGGGAGAGGGACAAGCAGAACCAGAGCGAGAAGGUCAAGGUGAUUUUUGUCCCGGACACCCGCGUGCACCUCACCAACCUGACCAGCUACACGCCUUACCUGGUCACUCUGACUGCCUUCAACACGGCUGGAGACGGCCCCCCCAGCGACCCCCGCGGGGCCCGCACCCUGCAGUCUGCUCCCAGCCAGCCGAGCUUCCUGUCCUUCUCCGAGGUGACAGGUGGAAGUGUCAACGUGUCCUGGGGAGCUCCACUCACUCCUAAUGGACAGCUGGAGGGCUACAGGGUCGUCUACCAGCCCACCGCUCCUGUGCAAGGAGUGAGUAAAGUGGUGACAGUGGACGUGAGGGGCAGCUGGCAGAGAUGGCUGAAGGUUCGAGACCUCGUCAAAGGAGCGACGUACACGUUCAGCGCUCAGGCUCUCACUGUCAGCUAUGGACCGCCUAUACAGGCUAACAUCAGUGCUCAGCCUGUACAAGGCUCCCCUGGGUCCCCUAUGGAGAUGUCCAUCACCAAGACGUCCUCUGCGCUCACCGUCCACUGGUCGGAGGGAGAAAUGGGUGCAGCACCGAUCACCGGCUACGUCAUUGAGGCGCGGCCAUCGGAUGAAGGAGUGUGGGAUUCCUUCAUCAGACUCCUCCCUCCCAACAGCAGGUCUGUUUCAGUGCCGCUGGAGCGCCUGAGGUCUGGGAUCAGCUACGAGUUCAGAGUCAUCGCUGUUAAUCGCUAUGGUUACGGACAGCCGAGCACACCCUCUGCUGCUCUAGCUGCGCUGUCGGAGCGCCCGUUCUACGAGGAGUGGUGGUUCCUGCUGGUCAUGGCUCUGGUGGGACUCAUCCUCAUUCUGGUCGUGGUCUUCACACUGCUGCUGCACGGACACAGCAGCAAGUACAAGCACUGCGGCACAGGGAAGCACGUCACCACAGCGGAGGAGUCGGUGACGCUGGACAACGGAGGUUUCACCGCUUUGGAGCUCAACAGUCGAACGCUCAACACCAAGAACUCCUUCCUGAAAAAGAACGGCACCAGGUCUCCUCCCAGGCCGAGUCCAGGUGGUCUUCACUACUCCGACGAGGACAUCUGUAACAACUAUAACGGAGCGGUGCUCACUGAGAGCACCACGCUCACAGAGAAACCCACGGAGGUCUCUGAGUCAGAGUUAACAGACAGCGACUACGAGGACGAGCAGCCCAAGCACUCCUUCGUCAACCACUACAUGAGCGACCCCACCUACUACAACUCCUGGAAGCGGCAGCCCAAAACCCUUAAACCGGUCGGCGCUCCCUUCGGCUACGAGGAGUGCGCCGCGGCGGAGACGGAGCCGUACUACCAGACCGUGGUCACCCAGCACAGCACGGGCGGCGCGUACACGCCCACGGGGCAGCCAGCGCACACGCACGUCAACCCCAACACCAACCCUCCUCCGGGGUCACGCACCCCCGUGACGGGGUUCUCCUCGUUCGUUUGACUCUAGAGACAAAAUCUGCACAAAAAUGAUACACACACAA
Messenger RNA from Anoplopoma fimbria (sablefish), 6514 nucleotides. Its product is annotated as protein sidekick-1-like. Gene Ontology annotation, molecular function: protein binding. Lineage: Eukaryota; Metazoa; Chordata; Actinopteri; Perciformes; Anoplopomatidae. Gene Ontology annotation, biological process: cell-cell adhesion. Bases 64 to 6474 code for a protein of 2136 amino acids. The transcript is spliced from 46 exons. The record is from RefSeq and is a predicted model, not a curated record.